Macrosiphum euphorbiae (potato aphid) is the source of this 1050-nucleotide messenger RNA. The record is from the annotation of a GenBank genome assembly. NCBI's taxonomy places the organism in Eukaryota, Metazoa, Arthropoda, Insecta, Hemiptera, Aphididae.
AUGAAACCUUUACACGACCGCAUAAAACCGUUGAUACAUUUCUGCCACCUCUUUGGUAUGGGGUUUUGUUGUGACGACUUUCAGAUCGUUUAUUUUCUAUUGAUAAUCAUUAAUAUGUCAGUAAGUAUUUACAUAUACUACGAAAUGUUCAUUUUUGUCCAAACACAUCUGUCGGAAAUGUUUGAAUUGUCUACAAUAACGUCUGUGGUUCGACUGCAUAUCCGUUUUUUAGCACAUCCGUUAAUGAUUGUAUUUUUGUAUGUCAAAAAGACGACCAUUAUGAACAACAUAAGGGACUUUGAUGAUCUCGUCCACAGAAUAAAUGAUGUCUCACUGAAGCCGUAUAUGAUACACUUCUUCGGUUGGUUGUCGACCAUCUUGGUCGCGGAACUCAUACAGCUAAUGACAUUUCACUAUCGCACUAAUUUAAGAUUUUUUACGAUCUCUGCCACUGCUCAGUACGUUAUCUCUAACGUGUGGCUUGUCACACCAGUUUUGAUACACAUUUUUCUCAUCUCCUUGGUCUCCCACGGUAUACGAGAAAUCAACAACGACAUAACCUCGAUCAGAGCCUGGAGAACGCACAGCCUCAAAUGGAAAGAGCUCCAACACGUGGGAGUAGUUCUAACUAACUCCGUGUUUGGAAAGAUUAUCAUUAUUUUUAUAAUGUUCACCAUCAUGGAAUUAACCUUUUUCAGUUUUACGAUAUAUUUAAGUUGGAGAAGUAAUCAUCAUAAUGAAAUUGUUGCAUACUUCACAAUCCUGUUUGUUCGGGCUGGAAUGAUGUUUCAACUUUUCCGAACAAGCCAUUGUUGCAAGAUAGAAAAACAGAUGAAACGGACACAAAUACUUUUGAAUAGUGCUGGUAAAACUACAGUGUCAGAUUACAAAGAAUUUCAGUUCACAUCUAUGUACAUGCUGCACACUGAUUUCAGUUUCAUGCCAUGUAAUAUUUUUGACAUUACGUACAGAAAUUUAGUAACUAUAUUCACCAUAAUUGCUGCCUACUCGAUUUUUCAAAUUCAGAUAAAACUAGUUGUUUCAGAUUAA